AUCAAGGUAAACCGAAUGCCCACUCCAUAGAGCGAGUGUUUCGCGACGGGUGCACUCGAGGACUCGAGGAGUCAGUUCAGUACCAUUGCGCCGGUACCACCGUCCGUUUCUCGCAAAGAGCCCACAUUCUCAUUGAACUAUGUCUGAGUAAAGUGGACCCAAAUCGGUACAGUAGCCAUAGCAUUUCACUUUCGAAUCGAAUUGUUACACUUUUAUGUGUCUGAGUAGAACGGCGGCUCCGUGAUACAGGGUGUUUGCGUUGGCCCGUGCCCAUUCGACGGAAAAUGAAGGUUAUUUUUGGUGCGGUGUGGUGUUGUCUGUUGGUGGCGAAUUGUGUUGCUAAAGGCGAGCCAACAGUGCAAUGCACGAGAGACCAGAUGCGGGUCGAAGUGCCCCUUUUGCCCAACACGAAAAGCGUCUACAUCCAGGGGCUGCGCGACUACCCCGACCCCGCCUGCAGGCCCCAUACGGACGCCACUGGAAAAAUGGCGGUGCUUGAACUGGACCUCAAUGACGUUUACCGAUGCGCAGUAACACGCGUUGUGAAUAAACAAACGGGCAAGAAAAUCUAUUAUCAGACCCUCGUCGUGGAGCGUAUGGAAAACGACACGCGGGACACCCUCAACGUGAAAUGUUCCAUCAGCAAGGACCACGUGAUCGCUCGCAGGCAGGUUUUUCCACCUGGAUUCGUUGAACCCACCGACUUGGAAACGACCACCAGCUUGAUUGGGAUGGCGCCGCAGCCCAACAUCACUGUUGGCGUGCGCCAAUCAGGCAGGCUGGUCACUGGCGAGCUGAAUGUUUCGCCUGGCACGCCGCUCCAGAUGGAGAUUUCCUUGGAUUCGGAGUCCACGCCCAUCUACGGACUGCUCGUCACUCACAUGCAAGUGAGCGACACGAAAGCGCAAGAGGAGACCAUCAUCUACAACGGAUGUUCGGCCGAUCCGUAUCUUUUCGAGAACUUCAACACGGUGGACGGCGACAAUCUAGUGGCCAAGUUCAGAGCGUUUAAGUUUCCCGAAUCCACAUAUGUGCAAUUCAAGGGAACAGUGAACGUUUGCCUGGACAAAUGCAAAGGGGUGGAAUGUAGCGACGGUUCGAUCGGGUACGGGCGCAGAAAGCGAGCGAUUUCGGCCCUGCCGGCCGAUCCCAAUAAAAUCUUCGAGGUGACAAUCACGUCCUUCAUAAAAGUCAACUACGACGACGACAGCGAAAACUUGGAGGAGCUCGUGAAAAAACAAACCAAGAUGUACAACAAUAAAAAACUGAUCGUGGGCGAUCAGCGCACCGACGAUGUUCGAUUGUACGCGGAUGAGAACGGCGAGCCGCGCUUGGUGAGCGAGCUGAAGGAGGACCAAAAAUACACCGCCAUUCGGGCCGAUAGCGCCUCAUCAUCGCUCUAUGUGUGCACGCCGGUCUUAGUGAUGUUCGCCCUCAUCAAGCAUCUUAUUCUCGCAAUGUAAACCAGCUCUAACAAACGCAAUUAAACAAAAUUCCGCUAA
Molecule: messenger RNA, 1502 nt
Organism: Dendroctonus ponderosae (mountain pine beetle)
Lineage: Eukaryota; Metazoa; Arthropoda; Insecta; Coleoptera; Curculionidae
Gene: qsm
Exons: 7
Coding region: 285-1463 (392 amino acids)
Source: RefSeq, a predicted model, not a curated record